UCCUAUCUUUAAAAGGAAAUAUAUAUUACAAAGUCUGCAAAAGAGAACUUAAGAAGAAAAAAACAUGGAAAAUGGAAACAAAGAUAGGUGCAUUUGUUGUAGCAAUUUAAGAAUAUCUCAAGAUUUUGUGCCAUCAUCAGAAUUGGUUCGAGGAAAAGACCAUGAUACCCUUCUCCUUAAUCUUCCAGGUUUCAAGAAAGAAGAGAUAAAGGUUCAAUUGUGCAAAACAGGAAUUUUGAAGAUAAGUGGACAAAGGCCAGUCAAUAAUUUUUUAAGCUUUCAGAAGGACAUUCCUAUUUCAAGAAAUUGUGACAAAAGUAAAAUAAAUGCAAGGCUAAUAAAUGGCAUACUUUAUGUUAAACAUCCAAAACUCAUAAUUUCAUCAGAAAAAAAUGAAAAUGAAUUGCCAACCUCAUCAACCAAUGAACCAAAACAAGAUAAUGAGAAAACAGAAUUAGAUGAACUAAGUAAACAUGACAACAAUGCUGAGAAUUCCCUAGCCAAAAAAGAAGAACCAAAAAACACCAAUGAACAAACACAUGAACUUGUUAAACGAGACGAUUCGAUGAGAGAUUCCACGACGUGUACUGCUAGUGAUUUAUUAUUAGCAAAGUUGAAGGUGUCAAGGAAAGUGAUGAACAUUGCCUUGGCUACUCUGGUGAUAGUUGGUGUUGGGAGCUUUUUUGUCAAUGUGAUGAGGUCUCCUAAGAAAGCUAAAGAAUGAGACUAAUGUGGUGAAGUUACAAAAGUUUCAUAGUGAAAUGUAAUGAAUCAAUUUGUUAUUUAUUUGAAUAAUAAAGCAUUAGUGCUAAUGUGGUGAGAUGGUUUGUGUCACAUGUAUAUUCUACUCCCUUCGU
Solanum dulcamara is the source of this 857-nucleotide messenger RNA. RefSeq names its product inactive protein RESTRICTED TEV MOVEMENT 2-like. NCBI's taxonomy places the organism in Eukaryota, Viridiplantae, Streptophyta, Magnoliopsida, Solanales, Solanaceae. The record is from RefSeq and is a predicted model, not a curated record. The transcript is spliced from 2 exons. The coding region runs from base 65 to 724 and encodes 219 amino acids.